Molecule: messenger RNA, 825 nt
Organism: Pterocles gutturalis (yellow-throated sandgrouse)
Lineage: Eukaryota; Metazoa; Chordata; Aves; Pterocliformes; Pteroclidae
Exons: 3
Biological process (GO): immune response; immunoglobulin production
Source: RefSeq, a predicted model, not a curated record
UGCCAGCCCAAUGGGCUGAUGCUCAGCCUGUGCAGGACCCUCCAACAGCUCCGGCCCCCUGGGAAGCCCCUGGCCCUGGGCAAUGCCCCACCAUGGUCCCAUGACAGCAAAGGGCAGCCCAGCACCCUGACCCUGUCCUCGACCUGUAUCAGGAGGUGCCACCGGGGUGGCCUUAUACACUUUCUCCUCGUGGUGCUCGCCCAUGGCUCAGGUUCCCUGGUCCAGGCAGCGCUGACUCAGCCGCCCUCGGUGUCGGCGAACCUGGGAGAAACCGUCCAGAUCACCUGCUCGGGGGUUAGCAGCAGCUAUGUUGGCUGGUACCAGCAGAAGGUCCCUGGCACUGCCCCUGUCACUGUCAUCUAUGAUAGCACCAAGAGACCCUCAGACAUCCCUUCGCGAUUCUCUGGAUCUGCAUCUGGCACCACGGCCACAUUAACCAUCACUGGGGUCCAAGCCGAGGAUGAGGCUGUCUACUACUGUGGUGGCAGGGACAGCAGCAGCAGUGGCUAUGGUUCCCUGGUCCAGGCAGCGCUGACUCAGCCGCCCUCGGUGUCAGCGAACCUGAGAGAAACCGUCCAGAUCACCUGCUCGGGGCUUAGCAGCAGCAGCAGGGCUUAUGGCUGCCAGCAGAAGGUCCCUGGCACUGCCCCUGUCACUGUCAUCUACGGUAGUACCAGCAGACCCUCAGGCAUCCCUUCGCGAUUCUCUGGAACCCGGUCCGGCUCCACGGCCACGUUAACCAUCACUGGGGUCCAAGCCGAGGAUGAGGCUGUCUAUUACUGUGGUGGCAGGGACAGCAGCAGCAGUGGCUAUGGUGUCCAUUGA